Messenger RNA from Centruroides sculpturatus (bark scorpion), 1916 nucleotides. RefSeq lists its product as uncharacterized. The coding region runs from base 216 to 1562 and encodes 448 amino acids. NCBI's taxonomy places the organism in Eukaryota, Metazoa, Arthropoda, Arachnida, Scorpiones, Buthidae. The record is from RefSeq and is a predicted model, not a curated record. The transcript has 2 exons.
AAACAAAUAAGUUAUUGACACGAAAAAUUAUAAUUUUAUUAAUAAUUUUACAAGUAUUGUGAUAUAUUUCGAAUUAUGUAUUAAUAUAGUAAUAUGUGUAACAGUUGUCACGAUUACGUCACAAGUUGUAUGUUAGUUUGUUUAUGAAUGGUUGGAAAAGCUUAUAUCAAGAGAUUUACUUAAUAUUUUAAUGUAUAUCAGUACAAGGAUGUAAAAUGGGAAAAACUACUCAAAAGUCAAAAGAAAGUGAAUCAAAUGCCAUUAUCAGUAAACAAUUUCACAAAACAAAGCAUAAACAAUUGAUUAAAAAGACUAUUUCUCAAGAAACAAGUGCCAUUUAUAAAAGCAAAUUGCGUAGAGAAACUAUUAAAAGGAGAAAUACUGCUUUUGUGAGAAAUUGUAAACAGUUAAUAUCUGAAGAGAAAUUACAAGAAAGAUCUAAGGACGAGAAAGCAUUGUAUGAUGGCAACAGUAAAAAACAAGCUAAUUUGAAAAAUCCUAAAAGUUUAAAACUUUUACCUCAGACGUAUAAAAAUGAAAACUUGCAAAAAUCUGCUAUUAACCUCAGAAAUUCUGUCCUUCCAAAAAAGCAAAAACAAUCAACAUCACAAACAUCUUUACAGGAGAUAAGUCAUAAAAUUUCUGGUAAUGAAUAUACUUUUGAUCAAGAUAAGUUUCUAAAAGUAAAAUUAAAUAGAUUAAAACUUGAUACUAAAACUAAAAAAGCUAUUUCACAAUAUACAAAUUUACCUAAAAUUGAUAAUUUUAAAAAUAAUAAUAAUUCAACAAUUCUCAAAGAUGUACAAGUUGUUUGUAAGAAAUUAGACUUACAUAUGUGUAAAAAUCAUGUAUUAAAUUGUGAGACUAAACCUAUACAUCAGAAUUUAUUUGUUGUUUGUGAGAAAAUAGAUCCUAACAACUACCUAAGUUCAAAGAACAAAUCUAAAGAUCAAGAUUUAUUAGUUGAAUGUAAAAAACCAUUUAAAAAAAAAUAUGCAUCAGAUGUAAAGACUGAACUUAAAGAUCUGCAGUUAUCAGUUGUAUGUGAGAAAUUAAACCCAAAAAAUUAUAUGUUGAGCUCAAUUAUUGAAAGUAAAAAUACAACAGACAUUGAACAAGAUACAACAGUGAAAGAAUUGGAUAAAAAUGAAACUAAUGGUGUUUUGCUUUUGAGUGAAGAUUCUUGCAAUUCUGUUAAUUUGUUAAAUAACUUUAAUAUUGAAUCAAAUGUCACAGAUACAAAAAUAUCAAAAGAAACAAUUAGUUCAGAAAAAAAACCAUAUAAAAAUGAAAGUUUCAAUUUUGAUUUACCUCAUUCAUCUAAAGCUAGCUUUAACUAUAACUCCAGUGAACUCAAUACAACUGAACUUUUAGAUUAUAAAAGAAAUGCAGAGGAAGAAAGUAUUUCAGUAGAAGAUAUUGAUGAUAAAUGUUUGCAGUCUCCAUCUUGGUUAGUGGAUUAUAAAUCGGAUAAAUUAGUGACUCCCGAUGAUGAAACAAGUUACGAAGAUAACUUGGAAGCAACUUCGUCAGAUAAGGGAGCAUGGUGCGUUGUGUCUUAAUUCUCAAAGAGAAAACGUUGACAUUUUAUAAAUUUAAACACAAAAUACAUGACAAUCAGAUGUAUAUUUUGUAUACAUGAUUUGCACAAAAUUGCAAUAAAAUACUUCUUAAGUUAAUAUUAAAAUAUGAGCUGUUGAUUUUGAAAGUGGGGCAAGUCCAUUUUGUUAAAAAAAUUAAAAAAAAGAGGAGAAACAAGUGUUGUGUUGUGUGAGGAGAAACAACCUCAAAGUUUACUAUUUGUAAAAUGUGAAGUAAAAAAAACACACUUUUUAAUUAAUUAGUAUCUAAAGAAAAACUAUUUUUUUCACAAAAUGAACUUGCCCCACUUUCAAAAUCAACCCUUCCUAUAUUAA